Actinia tenebrosa (Australian red waratah sea anemone) is the source of this 1529-nucleotide messenger RNA. RefSeq lists its product as uncharacterized. NCBI's taxonomy places the organism in Eukaryota, Metazoa, Cnidaria, Anthozoa, Actiniaria, Actiniidae. Gene Ontology annotation, molecular function: zinc ion binding. The record is from RefSeq and is a predicted model, not a curated record.
AUGGAAACGAACUACACAUAUGAAGACUUCUUAGAUUUACCUUUAGGAUCGCUAAAGGAUUACCUAAACAUCAGAGGUGUUUCGGUCACUGGUAAAAAGAUAGAGUUGAUUGCUAGAGUUUUUUCAGCCUAUGAGUUUAAACUACCGAUCAAGCUAUCCGCCGAGCAGCAGUUUGAAAGCAUAAAGAGCGAAUACCAGAGUCGACUAACAAAAUACACCAUCAAGGAUCCCAGCGCCAGUGACAUCCAAUGGCUAGAUGACAUGACCAAAUGGCCAUCAGUUGACCUUGGUAAAAUCUUUUCUUUUAUUCUAUUACACAAAGAGUUCGAUGCCACAUACAUAGGAAAAUACAAAGAUGAAAAGGCCUUCUCAUACUGGAAAAGCAACUUUGUUGACACUGUGUAUUAUUCGAAGAAUAAUGAUGAUAUAUGUGUCCUCAAGAGCAAAGUCACUCCAUCUCAGAGGAUAAGACAAGAUCCUCAUGAAGCUUGGGUUGCGGUAAAAAGUGAUGGAGCUAUUGUGUGUGGCUGGUGUACUUGUAUAGCAGGCACAAGUGCAACAUGUAACCACAUGAUUGCUUUGCUAUACAAAGUYAACCAUGCAGUUCAGUGUGGCUACAACAAUCCUGCAUGUACCUCAGUUCCAUGCAGUUGGAAUCAGUCAACUCGCAAAGAUGUUGAGCCUUGUAAAAUCAUGGACUUGAACUUGAGAAGAGACAAGGCUUCAAAACCCCAGUCUGGAGAUUCUGAAGGAAUCAUAAGCAGAGCAUGGAAGAAUUUUGAUCCAAGGAAGGAAGGCCAACGAGACAUCAGUGAAGAGAAGAAGAAAGGAUUUGUAGAUGGCCUUAAAAAUGUAGCCCCAAAUGCGCAGAUUUUUAAAAGUGUGGAAUCAGAUCGCCACAGUCAACCAAAGAGGAAUUUGUGCAUGUCCAAUCUUGUCAAGGAUUAUUGUAAUGGCAUUCAAGUAGAAAUAAGUGACCAAGACAAGAUGUCAGGCUUUAUGGAGAGCUUAUCAUUGACUGAUGAGGAUGUUUCUCAAAUUGAAAGAGAAACAAAAGGACAGUCAUCCUCUUACCUGUGGAAAGAACACAGAAAGRGGAGGAUAACUGCUUCCAACAUGAAAGAUGUAUGCACUAAAGUAGAUGCACUUACAAGAAAUAGAGGAGAUUUGAAGCCCAAAACAACUCCUUUAUUGUCCAAUCUUGUUCAUGGUUCAGAGAAUCUGGACCAUGUUCCUCCUAUUAGAUGGGGCAAGGACAAUGAAGAUACAGCAAUGCGAGAACUUCAUGCUGUUGGUCUUGCAAACCACACAAAUUGCAAACUGUCAAAAACUGGCUUAUAUGUUGUUAAAGAUAAACCAUACAUUGGUGCAAGCCCAGAUGGGUUUAUGUCAUGUUCAUGUUGUGGACAAGCUGUGCUUGAGAUCAAGUGUCCUUAUAGUAUACGUGAAUCCACUGUUAUGGAAAGUUGGAGUGACACCGACUUUUUGGAGUAUUCAAAUGAUAAAAUUCAAUUGAAAAGAGAGCAUAA